Molecule: messenger RNA, 312 nt
Organism: Thyridium curvatum
Lineage: Eukaryota; Fungi; Ascomycota; Sordariomycetes; Thyridiales; Thyridiaceae
Exons: 2
Coding region: 1-312 (103 amino acids)
Source: RefSeq, a predicted model, not a curated record
AUGAAUUCAGAAGACGAGGCUCAGAUGGGCAAUGGGGAGGUCAUCAUCUACAAAGGCAGAAGAGGCUUGUCGGCUAACUUGACGCAGAUGUCCGCCAUCGUACAGGACGUAAAGAAGGUCGACACCUCCAUCGAUGAGGACUUCGGAGAGCACAGUGUCUCUCGGGUCCUCAAUAGGCGCAAGAUUCAGCCUUGGAAGAACACAUACAAGGCUAAUCCUGAGGAUGUUCCGACUACAGCCUCGCUUCAUGACAAGCCUUGGUUCAGGGCUGAGCAGCUUGAGGAGGACUACGACGCUCAUUCUGGUGCCUAA